Molecule: messenger RNA, 1629 nt
Organism: Saxophila tyrrhenica
Lineage: Eukaryota; Fungi; Ascomycota; Dothideomycetes; Mycosphaerellales; Extremaceae
Exons: 3
Coding region: 1-1629 (542 amino acids)
Source: RefSeq, a predicted model, not a curated record
AUGACGCUGUGGGGCAGCAACAACAAGGACCACGACGAGCAGCCCAACGGAGACGACACCAACAUGGCUCGAAGCUCAGAGGACAGACCCACGGAGAGAGACCGACUGCUUCCGGAGCAGAACAACCGCCGUUCGGAUGGCUACUUGGAUCCUGAUGACCCGGCGGUCUCCCCCUACAACCUCUUCGCCGUCCGCGCCGCCCGCGGCUUCACCGUCCUCGUCCUCGCCAUCUCCUUCAUCUGGUGGGUCCUGCUCUUCGUGAGCAUCUUCAUCUCGCCCCCGGGACUACACACGCGCGGCUCGGGCUUCACCGACUUUGCCUUUACCACCUUGACCACUGGCCUGCUUCUGUUGUCGCUGCUCUUCUUCUCCGCGCCGAGCUUGGCUAUGCGAGUCUGCCAGAGCACGAUUGCGGUUCUGCUGCUGGUGGAUCUGAUCAUUAUCGUUGCUGUGCCGCGGAUCAGAGCGGAGGAGGGACCGCCAGGUAUUGCGUCUGUCACUUGGACUACGCUUAUGGCUGGAUGGUGCGUCUUUACUGAUCGCCUGGUCGCUUGGGGCAAGAAGGAGGAAGAGGAGCGUCUGACCGGACGCCCGGAGACGAGGAGGACGCUCAAGCAGUGGCUGGCUGUGUUGGCGGCGACGAUCUUCCUCGUCAUCUACAUCAUCAUCACCAUCCUCAUCACCGCCACCCUCGUCCUCCGCUCCCGCGACGCUUCGCUCCAACCGGAAGGCCAACGCUACAGCGUCGACGACGGCAAAUACAAAGUCCACCUCGCCUGCAUCGGCGACUCGCCCUCCUCCUCCAACAAAAACUCCUCCACGCCCACCGCCACCAUCCUGCUCGAAUCCGCCGAGAUGCCCCUCGAAUACGACCUCGAGCACUGGGCCUACGCGGCCUGGAACAACGGCACCAUCGACCGCUACUGCUACUGGGACCGCCCGGGCUACGCCUGGUCCGACAACGCGCCCUCCCCGCACUCGGCCGGCAUGUCCGCCGACAACCUCGCCGACGCCCUCGCGCAAGCCGGCGAGCAAGGCCCCUUCAUCCUCGUCUCCGCGGGUUACGGCAGCAUCGUCUCCCGCAUCUUCUCCUCGCGCAACUACAAGAAAGUUUCUGGAAUCAUGCUCAUCGACCCCCUGCCCGAAUCCCACCUCUCCCAAAUCGGCUCCCCGACGCGCGGAUUCUUACUCUGGGCCUACGGCAUCAUCUCCCCGCUGGGGAUCCGCCGCAUCCUCGGCGCCCUCUUCGCCGGCCGCACGCGCGAAGACCGCGUGUAUGGCGUCGACGCGGAUCAAACAGGAAAACUGCUCAAAGCGAAGUUGCAAGAGAACCUCGUCGCGCAAUCCUUGACAAAAAGCGAGAUCUCGACUUCCCGGUCCAUCCAAACCCCCGACACGCCUUUGGUGGUGGUGAGUUCCGGCAUCGAAACCGGGCGGAGCGAGGAUUGGGGACGCGGGCAGAAGGAGGCGACGGGGAUUACGGAGAAUUUGGUGAGCUGGGAUGUGGUGAAUAAGGCGCCGCAUUUUGUGUGGGAGACGUUGGCGGGGCGGACGGUGAUGGAGAAGAGGUUGGGGCAGUUGGUGAAGGCUGCUGCGAAGAUGCCGACGCUUCAUGUGGGAGAGUCGUGA